AGUAAAGUUUGGUUGAGUAUUUAUUUUCAGAUAGCAGGAAGCUGAUGAUUUUAGUGGUGUCAAACAGUGAAACAGCUUGUUAAAACGUAAACAAUGGGACGUUUUAAGGUUUUGAUUGCCAAUCCUUUAGUACCCAGGAUUGCAAAUGAACUGUUGUCACAAACGUGUGAUGUUGUAACGGCUUCAUCAUACGACCGUGCAUCAAUUCUAAAAGAUUUGAAAGCGACAAAUGGUAUAGAUGGCUUAUUUUGGGCCACAAAGAAUCUUGUGGACAAAGAAAUACUUGACGCAGCAGGCCCCAAACUAAAAGUCGUGUCUACAAUGUCCGCUGGCUACGAUCAGAUAGUCACCGAGGAACUCAAAGCACGUGGAAUCAAACUAUCGAAUACACCCGGACUUGUAAAUGAUUCUGUAGCUGAUAUAGCUAUGCUAUUAGCCUUGACAGCUAGUAAGAGAUUUACUGAGGGACGACGACAUAUUGAACAGGGCACGUGGAUAAACUAUUUCAAUAGCCAUUGGAUGUUGGGGCAAGAUAUUCGCGGAUCCACUAUAGGAAUAAUAGGAUUGGGUGGUAUAGGGCAAACCAUAGCCAAAAGACUGAUAGGAUUUGAUGUGGCUAAAAUUUUGUAUACUGGAAAUAGGGAAAAAGCUGAAGGUAAAAAAAUUGGUGCUGAAUUUGUAAAUUUGGACAAAUUAACCAAGGAGAGCGAUUUUAUUUUUCUCGCGGCGCCAUUGACUAAUGACACGCAUCACAUGUGCAACACUGAUUUUUUUGGAAAAAUGAAAAAAACUGGAAUUUUAGUUAACGUUAGUCGAGGAUUGUUGGUCGAUCAACAAGCCCUAAUAAAAGCAUUGAAGGAAGGCCAAAUUUUCGCUGCAGGUCUCGAUGUCAUGUAUCCGGAACCUCUAAAUACCGACAGCGAAUUGCUGAAUCUACCGAAUGUUGUCUUGACUCCACAUCUUGGCAGUGCAACUAAAAACACACGAGAUGCCAUGGCCGAAUUAACUGCUCGAAAUAUUCUUAGAGCGUUGGCUGGGGAAGAAUUGCUAACCCCAGUUGAACUUUAAUAAUUUAUGAUAUACUUUAUGGAAAGAUUUCCAAAAUAAAUCCCAUUGCUAUUUUUCAAAGUUUCCAAAUAUAUAUCACUAAAUCUGAUCGCUUUACUGUCCAAUUCAAAACACUUUUCCAUCCGCGUUGAGAGCCGCUUAUAUACCAUUCCAAGCCUCUAAUUUUCUAGAUAAUUCUCCACUAGACUAGUAAAACGCCUAUAUUUUUAUUUUAUCUGAGGUCAUUUCGCCAUUAUUUUCACCAUUUCUUGAACAGGUAGGUAACCAUUUUAUCAACAAAAAAAUAAAACUAUAAAAUACAAAAUACGUGCUGAAGCAACAUUAAAGCUUGGCCUUCAGUCACUAAAAAAGCCCCAUUACCCCUCAUGUUCAAAAACCUGAAUAGGUAGUGCAUGUUAACCUGUGCUUAUGUGUAUAAACGUAUAAUAUCCAUACACUGAAAUUAAUAAUAAAUCGCUUGAGAAUACAUAUUAAAAUAAAUGAAUAAAACUUGACACGAUAUCACCACACCUUUAUUUUUCAAAGGAGCCAUUCUUUUUUUUGUUCGAGACCAUUGCAGAGGACAAAUAAUUAAUUAAAACGACCCAGCAGGUAGAGAUAUUAUGGGUUGAAUGUGCACACACAGGCAGGAUUUAUGGGCUGUAGUUUACAAGUCAAAACCCAUAACACUAUUUAACAUGGAACUAAUUAAGGAUUUUUCCAGUUUACUUGGAACCGUGUAAUUAGUGUAAAAAUAAAUUAGAUACAAGUAUGUGCACAACAGCGAAAUUGAAGUAAUUGGAAUAUUCGAAUAUUGGCUUUAGUAAACUUUGGUAAAGUUCAUUAUACUGAUGAAAAACAAAUAAAAUUAUUGAAAAAUUUCCUCCAGUAUUGUGUUUUGAUAAAAAAAGACGCGGUGAAUAAUAAUUAGAAAUUAGAUGUAUGAUGGAUUUUUAACAUUAACUUCAAAAUGGGGCAAGAUAUCAAAAUGCGGCUUACACACUUGAAGUUUACAUAAAAAUUCCAGGAUUUCAUGGUCUAGCGACGUCAAUAAGGG
Ceutorhynchus assimilis (cabbage seed weevil) is the source of this 2104-nucleotide messenger RNA. Lineage: Eukaryota; Metazoa; Arthropoda; Insecta; Coleoptera; Curculionidae. The record is from the annotation of a GenBank genome assembly.